This is a messenger RNA of Phaedon cochleariae (mustard beetle), 588 nucleotides long. NCBI's taxonomy places the organism in Eukaryota, Metazoa, Arthropoda, Insecta, Coleoptera, Chrysomelidae. The record is from the annotation of a GenBank genome assembly.
AUGCGUCAACUAGUACUAGUGUUUGUUGUUUUAGCAACUGCAGCUGCUUUACCUGCAUCUCUAGAAGAACAGUCAUCACAAAAAGAUGUUGAAACAAUAGGACUCAACAAUAUUGGAGAGACAUCUGCAAGACCAGAGAAGUCUUUGGAGGAAACUGUGGAAGAUUAUGUCAAGGAAAAUGAAGUUUCUUUCGAAUUACCAUUUGUCGGAUCGAAAAUAACUAUGGGUGCCAGGAAUCUUGACAAGGAUGAACUCAAUUUCAAACUGAAUUUUGGAAGAGGCAGUGAAGUUGAAGCUCGCAAGAAAUCUAAGAUCAAGAAGGCAUUCAUCCCAAUCCUCAUCUUCAUUCUCGUCAAAGCAAUGAUCCUGAUUCCCUUAGCUCUGGCCAUCUUGGGAUUCAAAACGUGGAACGCGAUUCAGCUGGCAUUCGUGUCGUUCGUGACGUCAGCAGCUUUGGCCAUAUGGAAGAUUUGCACCAAAGUGAGCCAUGACCAUCAUCCUGCUAUCAUCCACGGUGGCUGGGACCCUCAUCUGGACAGAACUGAUGCUCAACAGUUGGCCUACAGUGGAUAUGCUCCUCUGGAAUAG